AUGGAAAUUUCAACAAGCACAUCCUUGGAGAAGAAUGAGAAUCAAAAGAUUAAACCAACGUUACCUAACGAUUGUAUAGCAGAAAUAUUACCAUAUUUGGAGGAUAACGUCCGAACGCUUUAUUCCUGCGCAAGGGUCAGCAGAUCAUGGUGCCAAUUAACCAUACCAUUAUUGUGGUCCAAACCCUUUGAUACCAAUACGAUCACACCAAAUACAAAAAUAAUAUCACUCAUUCGAACGCUCGGGUUUUGCCUUGAUAAUCCAACAAAAAAAUUUCUAAUACAACAACAUAAUUUUAAUCCGGAUGGAUUUAAAACCACCAAACCAUUUUUUGAUUACCCUUCAUAUAUACGAGGUUUUAAUUAUUCCAUAUUUUUAAGUUUUAUUAGAAUUUGGUUGAGAAAGGUAUUAAAAAGAAAACCUGAAUUGGAAUUAACAACCUUACUAUUUAAAUCAAUUGGAAAUUUGAUAUUUUCACGUACACGUGGAUUCGAAUCAUUAAACAUCUCUUAUAAUGAUAGGGAAGAGAAUGAAUAUGAAUUAGAUGACGAAGAUAGUGAAGAGGAUGAUACCAAUGAUUACGUUGAUCUUUUAGAGAGUAACAUCCGAAUGGAAUUAUACGAUAUCACACUAUUAGAGAAUUUUAAUAAUGCGAUAACUAAUAUCGAAAAGUUUACCUAUUGCUAUGUGGGUCUUUACAUGGGAAGGAAGGAAAGAAUCUUUUUUGAAGUGAUGAAGAGAAUUUUUGAAAAGUUAACCGAAAAUUGUAAAAAUAUUAAAAAGUUAACGAUUUACGCGGUACCAGAAAAUUUAUUGGAUGUAAUAUAUUUACCGGUCUUAUGUAAAGCAACGGCAAAUUUGAUCAAGGUACAAAAAAACAUUUCAUCAAUCACAUUUAAUCAAGAGUGGGUAGACUUACCGAACAAUCCAUUUUAUUCGUCAUUACUAAGCGAGAGGGUGGUAUCUUCAUUGAGAUCAUUAAAAUUAUGUCACAUAAAUGAUUUUGAUGGUUUAUUAAAAGUACUCUGCGGCUGUAACAACCUGGAAACCCUGGAAUUCACGGAUAAAUUUUACGUUUCGGAUGUUAAUCAUGCGAUACAACGUAUUAUGCAAUACCCACCCAUUCACAUUAAACAUUUACAUUUUUAUAGUUUUGAAUAUGAUGAAUAUGCUGGUAUAGAAACCUUUAUUUCAUCAAUUGAAGUAUUAUUUCGAUUAUCCAAUAAUAAUUUACGUUCAUUAACAAUCGGUGAUGUGGAUGCAAACCUUAUUAAAUUGAUCGGAUCUUAUUGUACAAAUUUAAAUUAUCUAUCAAUUGAAUUAUUACCUGAAUUAUUUCCCGCCUUGAAUCAAACUUUACUCUCGUUAAAUAACCUUGAACAUUUGAUAUUGGCCGAAGGAAAAUAUAGUAUUUACCCUAGAAAUAAUAAUGGUAGAAGACUUUUUCCCAAUUUGAAUUUCAGGUAUCCCGUUAAAACCUUUGCUAAAUCAUUACCCAUCUCUUUAAAACAUCUUGGUCUUGAUAUUAACCUUAACAAUGAAGUAUUGGAUCAAUUUUUAAGUGCUUUAAAAUGUCCCCUUCACACUUUAGAUAUUUAUGAUGGCAUGAAAGUUGAAUAUUUGGAAAUUAUCAUCAAAUAUGUUGAAAAUAAUAACAGUAUUUUAAAGCAAGUUGGGUUUAGAUCCGUUAAUGUCUCUUUAGGUAAUGAGGAGUCUUUUAAUAAAUUUGGGAGGGUUAUGGCUAGAAUUUUUGGUUUAAUUCAAAAGGUUUACAUGGUUAAGAAACAUUUGCAUGAUAGUUUUAGUGAUUUCGCACCUACUGAUGUUUGGUUAAGAUGA
Messenger RNA from Funneliformis geosporum, 1839 nucleotides. Lineage: Eukaryota; Fungi; Glomeromycota; Glomeromycetes; Glomerales; Glomeraceae. The record is from the annotation of a GenBank genome assembly.